UGAAAAGGUAUACUAUAAUCACAUUUUUAGUUCAGAGUGUGUAUUAGACAUGGAAGAAGCUGUUCGAUGCUUGGUUUAAUAGUAAAUUCAGUCAGAGUUUUUAUGGUACAUUUGAUUGUGACAUUAUGAUCUUCAACUAGAGUUUAUGCUAGAGAGUUUAAAGAAAAAGGCCCGGCCUAUUAUAACAGUUUAGUGUAAAAAAAAAACAAUCCCAAACUAACGAAUGACUAGAAUCACUACUAAAGGAAUUUUAUAUUUAAGCAACGUUUUACACGACGACACAACAGCAAAGCUUGACUAAAUAAGUAUCGAGGUUGCAACGUACUGGUUGAACAGUGUACAGCACGUAACAUUGAAUGUUAAUUACGGCGUCUGGGUUGUAAUAGUAAGAACGUAUAUUCCGUAUUGCGAAACCAGAUUUUGCCCAAAUUGAACUUUGCCCCUUAGGCGUGCUGGUCAGGUUACUUAUAGAAUUUACGUGAAAACCUUUUGCGUCAACGUAGCACUUACGUCACGGUGCGUUUCUCCACACACGUGGUAGCGCGUCAUCCAAUACGUGCUGAGUUAUAAUUCGUGCGGAAGUUUUUUUUCUGUUCUUAGAAAAACGCUGACUAAUGCAGAACGACAGGCUUCCGUUAAAAACGUUUCUUUCAUUAAAUAUCCACUCUCACGCAAGUUUUAAAUUUACAUGUUCAUGUUUGCAUCGAAUAUUUUCGUUUUUUUCUCAUUUCUUUGUUUCUUUAUUAUCUUGCAUUCCUCCGGUGAAAGGAAGUGUUACGAAAUCUUGCCAAAGCUUCGUCUUACAAACCUGCGUGCCCUAAUUAACUUCCAAGUACAACAACAACAACGCUAGCCAUCGUUCGUAUAGUAAAUUUUAUUCAUUGUUUGAAUAACAGGUGAAAUACUGCGGGCUACAUUUAAAUAGGUACCGAAUGUACUUUAUUUCACGCAAUACUGAGGUAAAUUAAAACGUUUAUUCUAUAUGUAAAGUUAUUGCAACUUAACCGGUUUGUAUAGUAUGUUGGGGUAAGGUGUGUGUUAAUUGUUAAAAACAUGAAAUAUGGGAUAAUAUGUGCUAACGGUAUCCAUCUUACCCCACAUUAUUAUUGUAAUAUGUGAUAAAUUGAAAUAUAGCGCAAAAACGAGCUCGUAUUUUAAGCUGCUUCAUUGCAUUCAUUUUACUGUUUAUUCCAGUUCAAAUUACAGGUCAAAAUCUUGGUUAAUGUGGUUCGUCAUGGUUGCCAGUGUUGAGCAAUAUCUUUCAAAACUUAUAUCCUGUCGAGUAAGAAAUACUUCCGUUGCCGUAAUCCCCACUUGCGUCAAAACUAUUGCGUAAGAUCAUUCGUCACGUUUAGUCCUCUAUUUAAGCAGACACCGGUAUUCGAAUUUCAACUAUUUACUUUGAUCUGAUUCGACACACGAGCUGAAAGAUGUUCUGGACCCUGGCACUCGUUAUUUUAAAUGUGGUCUGUUACUCAAUUUACAGAAACCGCCGUCGGAGACGUGCAGGAGAACCUCCUUUGGUUUCACAUUGGAUUCCAUUUAUUGGAUCUGCUCUUGAUUUUGGAAAAGCACCUUUGGAAUACCUGCAAUCGUUACAGAAGCGUUUGGGAGAUGUAUUUACCAUAAAGCUGGCUGGAUGGAACGUCCACGUAUUUAUGAACCCGCAUGACGUGCCCAACCUUGAGAGAGCAAAAAACAUCGACCAUAAAAACGUGAUUGGUGAUUUCGUGUCACGUAUGGUAGGAGACGAGCAUAUGAUUCAUAACCCUGCUCGGCAUUCUGAUGCAGUUCCUAAAAUAUUGGAAUCGACGCUACGUAGCACCAUGCACCUCAUGACACUUUGUGAUUCGUGCACCAAUGUUUUGCCCAAGACGAUUAAAAGAACUUUAAAAAGCGAGUUUAAUUGUAAACGUGAAACGAAGAUCGGACUUUACGAAUUGUGCAAGAAAUUGGUGUCUGACAUGACACUUAACCUUUUCUUUGGAUCCAUCGCUUCGGACGAGAAAUGCAACGAAGAAACCAAACAAAUUUGCGAAGAAUUCUUCGUUUACUUUAAAUCGUCAGCACUUCUAGUUGAUCGAAUACCCAUCCACUUAUUGCCAGCAACUAAAAAGUCAAGGGGUCGCCUGUUUGAGUUACUUUCACGUUUCGAUUUUGAGAACCGAGAUAACGUGUCGGAACUUAUAAAGAAAGUCGCCGCUGUCGGCUCAAGUGAAGAAAAAGUUCGCCAUCUUUUAAUCAUUCUAUGGUCUGCACAAGCAAACACCCUCCCCGCUCUAUUCUGGACUUUAUUUUACAUCCUUAACGAUAAAACGGCGAGGAUUGACGUUUUGGAAGAAUUCGAAAAACAUUUAAGAAAAACAGUUCCCGCUUGUGACGUCAUAGGAACGGUGACUGACGACCUGAAGUGGCCGAACUUGAGCGACAUCCAGCGGAUGAGAAAAGGCGACGUUGAUAAAUUGGUCUUGUUAGACUCUUGCACAAAAGAAACCAUGCGAAUGACUGGAUCUAGCUUAGCGGCUCGCAGAGCACAUGCCGACACUACGGUAACAUUAGCCAGUGGUCAGGAAUACAAGAUACGUAAAGGCGACUACACGUCAUAUUUUGCCCCCGUCACCCACCAGGAUGCUGAUAUAUACGAUAAGCCAGAGGAAUACAGACAUAAACGAUUUUUACAACACGAUGAUAAAGACCCGUCCAUGUUAAAAUCUCGAACCCAAUUCUCGAAGAACGGGAAAAGAAUCAGUCCCUCAACGUCCAUUAUGACGUUUGGCUACGGCGCCGUUAGAUGCCCAGGUCGUCAUAUCGCUUUGAUGGAAAUUAAGUUUCUGACCUUGGUUCUAUUGAGACAUUUCGACAUCAAACUGGUUAAAAACUACUCGAGGCAAAGUGAAGAUUAUCCACAAUUUGAUCUCACUCAUUUGGGGUUUGGUGUCAUGCCGCCCAGCCGUGACGUGGACGUCACAUUGUCCAUAUAAGGAGAUCCGAAAAGCGGCGAUCGUAAGGAGAAAUGCUUGGAAGUGUUACAGCUGUAACUACAUGUUCCGCUCGAGCGUUAAAUGGUAGAGCGGGGAAUGUUUCUCUGCCGUGCAUAAUGUUGCGAGCACGGGUUAAGCCAUGUAUUAGCACGUCACGCUGAAAGGAUGCAGUGAGCUACAAACGAGAAAUGCCAAAUUAAAAUGUCGCCUGCAUCGAACGUUAUUUACGUUAUGCUGUGGGAUGAUCUAGCAGGGCCAAUUCUGGCCUGCAAAUGACUGGCACUUGAAUUGAAAUGCGUGCUAUAUACCUGCUACUUAAUAAACUGAUACUCUGUACAACGUUUUUUAUUCAAAAAAUCAAAAACUUACAAUUGCAAAAAACAAAACUUUUUACAUUAAAAAUAUAUCCACCGAUUAAAAAUUGUUCUUGCUUUAAAAAAACGCGAUUUUGGUAACAUUAAAAUAAUAAAAUGCGAUUGGGUAAAUUAUAUGACAAACAAAUGCGAUACAUACGCUGUACCUUAAAUUGCCAUGCACCUUAGGCUUCUGUUUA
Molecule: messenger RNA, 3534 nt
Organism: Ciona intestinalis (vase tunicate)
Lineage: Eukaryota; Metazoa; Chordata; Ascidiacea; Phlebobranchia; Cionidae
Source: RefSeq, a predicted model, not a curated record